Molecule: messenger RNA, 1404 nt
Organism: Aspergillus affinis
Lineage: Eukaryota; Fungi; Ascomycota; Eurotiomycetes; Eurotiales; Aspergillaceae
Product: putative MFS transporter
Exons: 4
Coding region: 1-1404 (467 amino acids)
Biological process (GO): transmembrane transport
Cellular component (GO): fungal-type vacuole membrane
Molecular function (GO): transmembrane transporter activity
Source: RefSeq, a predicted model, not a curated record
AUGUCUUCCGCCUCCAGUUCGCCAAGAACAUGGCUGCCCAGGAAAUUCCUAGAGGAGUUGGGCCUGUUGUCGGUAUGGCAAUCAUCGUGCGACGUGAAACUGCUCUGUGCCCAGCGAUUCGUGCGCCUGUUUGCAUAUGGCGGCUCUACGCUCGUCCUGGCCUCCUAUCUUUCGGCCCUAGGUAUCUCGGAUGCCCGCAUCGGUCUGUUCAUGACCCUGACUCUGGUCGGAGACGUGGGCAUCAGCUUCUUCCUCACUCUUUUUGCUGAUGCAAUGGGUCGGAAAUCUGUUCUGAUGCUGGGCUCGGCCCUCAUGGUGGGCAGCGGAGUAAUCUUUGCUCUAUUUGAGGAUUUCUGGAUCCUCCUGGCUGCGGCGGUAUUCGGGGUCAUUAGUCCAAGCGGAAAUGAAAUUGGUCCCUUCCGGGCAGUGGAGGAAUCCACCCUAGCUCACCUCACUCCUCAUGAACUGCUAGGUGACAUCUUCGCCUGGUAUUCACUCAUCGGCACGGCCGGCACGGCUCUCGGUAUGAUGGCCUGUGGAUGGUCCAUCAACAUGCUGCAAGUCAUUCGAGGCUGGGAGUUUGUUGUCACCUGUCGAAUGAUUUUCUUUGCCUAUGCGUCUAUUGGUGCGAUCAAGUUCUUGCUAGCCGUCGCGUUAAGCAAAAAGGUCGAAGUCGAGAAUAAGAAGAAACCAGCACAAUCCUCUCCGACCCAGGGAGGCGGAGAAACGCAGCCUCUGCUGGGCGACAGGACGGCGACCCCCCCUCCUAAGGCGCCCCCAAAGAAAUCCCUCUUCUCGUUCCUCGGAGACAGAGAGCUUCUGUCGCUGGUCGUGCGACUCUUCAUCUUGUUCGGUCUAGACUCUUUCGCCUCGGGCCUGGCGUCGUUGUCCUGGAUGACCUAUUUCUUCAAACGCAAGUUUUCCCUUCCUGAGGGGACACUCGGUUCCGUCUUCUUCACCACCAGCAUCAUCGCCGCCGCGUCCAUGCUAGUCGCCUCGUCGAUCGCCAAGCGCAUCGGCAAUGUCAAGACUAUGGUCUUUACCCAUCUCCCGUCUGCCAUCUGUCUAGCUCUUAUCCCGGUCCCCAACAUUCUUCCUCUCGCCCUUACCUUCUUGAUUCUCCGCGCCUGCUCUCAGAAUAUGGAUGUCGCCCCACGCUCGGCCUUCCUUGCCAAGGCGCUCCCGGCCGACAAACGCACCGCCAUCAUGGGAUCUAUUAACGUGGUCAAGACGUGCUGUCAGAGCCUGGGCCCAUUGAUUACGGGAAUCUUGGCUAAUCAUGGCCUAUUUGGCGUCUCGUUUACCAUUGCUGGUGUGUUGAAAUGCGUCUACGAUCUGGGCAUGUUGCUGAGCUUUGCGGGUCGGGAAAAUGUGCAAAGGACAGCAGUGUCCUCCCCUGCGUGA